CAAUAACUCAGCACUUCUCACAUAUCACUCAUUAUCUCAUCAAACAAUCAAUUGAUUUGCAUUUGCCAUGAAUUGUAGGCCAUGUAUGACAUUGUGGUCGAUAUGGCUGUUGUCGAUGAUAGCGGUGUCACAAUCAGCGCUGUGUCCCGACCAACACACACAAUGCGGCGAUGAUAUGACAUGUUGUAAAUGGUCUUCAGGCAACUAUGGCUGCUGUCCACUGGCCUCAGCUCAGUGUUGCGCCGAUGGUCUGCAUUGUUGUCCAAAUGGGACCAAAUGUAACGACAAAGAGGGCACUUGUGAUGCACUUACAGAGCAAACCAAACGAAUCGCUCUGAAUCUGUUGCCACAAAUUAACUCCGAGUCUGCGGGCAUCUGUCCCGAUAGGAAUCAGACCUGUCUCUCAGACCAGACCUGUUGUAAGGAGAAGGGCGGCGGUUAUGGCUGCUGUCCAUACGAUUCAGGCGUGUGUUGCAGUGAUUUACUCCACUGCUGUCCUCACGGGACGCGAUGUGAUCUGAUCCACAAGGAGUGCGUUCGUCAGACGAAUAGACUCAUCGAUUCCAACGACUCGACAAAUACACCGAAAGAGAGAAUGCGUUUAAUUGGUUUCGAAGCCAUGAAUGUAACGAGAGUUGUCUGUCCGGGCGGUCGGUAUGUGUGUCCCGAUAACAACACUUGUUGUCACACAAGUGCCUCGAAGUGGGGCUGUUGUCCACUAUUGGACGCCGUGUGCUGUAAGGAUGGCGUCCAUUGCUGUCCGUCGGGCACUAAAUGCACGUCAAGUGGUUGUCAGUCAUUAUGAAGUGCGAGUAAAUGAGACAUUGAUAAUAAUCUCGAUAAAAAUAUUUA
Molecule: messenger RNA, 852 nt
Organism: Medioppia subpectinata
Lineage: Eukaryota; Metazoa; Arthropoda; Arachnida; Sarcoptiformes; Oppiidae
Source: the annotation of a GenBank genome assembly